Messenger RNA from Rotaria socialis, 519 nucleotides. Lineage: Eukaryota; Metazoa; Rotifera; Eurotatoria; Philodinida; Philodinidae. The record is from the annotation of a GenBank genome assembly.
AUGAGUUACUGUGACGAACCAUGCCCAACAGUUGAUGCUUUUCUAAAACGUUCACCGUAUCUUGCUGAGUUUAAUCCUAAUAUCUAUCAAGGUAUUUGGUAUGAAUUAGCUUUUUAUGCAGACACGAAUUUCUAUACCGAUGAUUUCAUAACUAGUUGCCCAUAUGAAACGGCUUGGCGUAGAAGAAAUUAUACAAAACAUAUGGAUGGAACAGUUAAUGACAAACAUGAUCCUUUUUUUUAUGCCGGAAACAGGUUUUCACGUGCAAUUUUUAUAAUACUAAGAAGUGUAAUUAAAAAUGAUUCCUAUGAUCGAACUAUUCAAUAUCAAUGUAAAAUUGAUCAAUUAGGUAAACGAGUAUUUACCGGUGUGAAUUUUCUUCCACGUACUCACUUUGAUUCGGCCGCAGAUCGUAAACAAGCAACUGAUGAAAUGAUAAAUGAAGCUUUGAAUGCAGGUGCUGAACAGAAAUAUUUGCAAGAAUUAAAAAUUGUUCAAUGGGAAACUUGUUUCAAAUGA